This is a messenger RNA of Hordeum vulgare subsp. vulgare (domesticated barley), 1555 nucleotides long. Its product is annotated as B-box zinc finger protein 22. Gene Ontology annotation, molecular function: zinc ion binding. Gene Ontology annotation, biological process: regulation of DNA-templated transcription; photomorphogenesis. The record is from RefSeq and is a predicted model, not a curated record. NCBI's taxonomy places the organism in Eukaryota, Viridiplantae, Streptophyta, Magnoliopsida, Poales, Poaceae. The coding region runs from base 114 to 1205 and encodes 363 amino acids. Gene Ontology annotation, cellular component: nucleus. The transcript has 3 exons.
CUCCCACCCGCCCCCCGCCCCCCUCCCCCCCCCCCCCCCCCCCCUCCCUUCCCCUUUCCCGAGGCAGCGAGCGAGCGAGAGAGCAGAGCAGCGCGGGGCAGGCGGGGAAAACGAUGAAGAUCCAGUGCAACGCGUGCGGGGCGGCGGAGGCGCGGGUGCUCUGCUGCGCCGACGAGGCCGCGCUCUGCGCCGCCUGCGACGAGGAGGUGCACGCCGCCAACAGGCUCGCCGCCAAGCACCAGCGCGUGCCGCUCCUCCCCGACGCCGCGCCCAACGCCGCCGCGCCGCCCAAGUGCGACAUCUGCCAGGAGGCUUCUGGAUACUUCUUCUGCCUGGAGGACCGUGCUCUACUUUGUAGAGAUUGUGAUGUUGCUAUACACACAGUGAAUUCCUUUGUUUCAGCACAUCAAAGGUUCCUGCUGACAGGAGUUCAAGUUGGCCUCGAUCCUGCCGAUCCUGUUCCACCUGUUACUGAAAAGCAUGUUAACACUUCUAGUGGAUCAGUGGAUUCACAACCAAAACACCUGCCAAAGAAAAAUCCUACAGUCCUGGUUUCAGGUGAAAUCGGUGGAUCUAUUCCCAGCCAAAAUGCAAUCAGUGAGGAUUAUUCUAGGCAGAUUUCUGCUCCAAAUACCAAGACCGGAAUGGCCAAUUGGACUAUCGACAACAGUGCACUUAGAUUGGCAGAGCCUCCACCCAAGUACCUGUCAGAUGGAAAUUCAAAACUUAUGCUCUCUGGUCAGACCACCGCAGGUCUAUCCAACCAAAUGAACAGAGAUACUGGCCGAGCUUACAACUUACCUUUCUCAGGCGGUAAUGGGUCAGACAGUUUACCUGAUUGGCCUGUGGACGAAUUCUUCAGUAACUUAGAAUAUGGUCCAAACUUUGGCUUCACUGAGCAUGGUUCUUCCAAGGGUGACAAUGCUAAGCUAGGGAGUGCUGGGGGAUCACCACAGUGCCGCCUAGCUGAAGGCCUGUUUGCAGAAGAUCUGCUUGGCCAGGUACCUGGAUUUGAUGCUGAGGAUCCAUGGGUGGUGCCCGAGGUUCCCUCCCCACCAACAGCCUCGGCUCUGUGCUGGCAAGGGAAUUUGCAUUACCCUGUGUAUGACGGCGCCAUGUUCGUCCCUGAAGCUCCCUCCCUGCAGAGCUCUCAGGACCACUUAACUGCAUCUGCCGGUUUCAAGCGUCGAAGGAGAGAGGUUUGAAUACCCAAAUGAAUAUAGCGUUGGACAUCUCUAUCGAACAGGGGCAUCUUGCUGUUGGGGUCCUGGUAGACCAAAUAGCAUUGAAAAUCAUACAAAUGAAUGGAUUCUUCGCUAGUCGGACAGAAAAAAAAACAUAUGUUGUAAUUGUAUGUUUUUCUUGGUUUUCUUUCUGAAGAUCAUGGUGAUUGAGUUGUGAACUCUGAGAUAACAGGUUUGUGUAUAGUGAAAUAAAGAGGAGCGUCACCAACACCAUGUACUAUAUAGGUUUCAAAAUCCAUCAAGGUGCAUCAGAAAUCAAUGUUGAAUUUGUGUGUUUCGAUCUGCAUGAAGUUUACAUGUCUUGUAACAAA